AUGUCAAGCACUUCUUCUACCAAGAAUGCCGAGAAUACAGAGAAGGGUCCCGAUCCCCCACAGCCGACAUGGAUAGUAGAAUGGGACGGCCCGAAUGACCUCGAAAAUCCCCAUAACUGGUCCCAAAAGUACAAAUUAUUCGUCAGCUUUGUGCUCAUUCUCCUGCCUUUGAUAGUCAACAUCGGUUCCAGUGUCAUGAGUGGUACUGCUUCAUCGCUGGAGAAGGAGUUCCAUGUCAGCUCCGAGCUGGCAGUUCUUACCACCACCAUGUUUCUAAUUGGGUUUGUUGCCGGUCCAUUGAUUUUCGGCCCUCUAUCGGAAAAGUACGGGCGCCGAUGGCCCAUUCUCAGUGGUGUGGUGCUAUUCGCGACCUUCUGCAUUCCGAUCGCCGUCGCACAGAAUUUCUAUACAAUCUUGAUCUCGCGAUUCUUCAGCGGUGCUUUUGGUGCGUCCUCUAUGGCCGUGACAGGCGGUGCCUUGACAGACGUGUGGAACACUGCGAUCAGUCGCGGAAUCUCGUUGGAUUGCUUCGUUGCUACGGCCUUUGUUGGCCCCGUUAUUGGACCCAUUGUGGGUGAUUUCAUCACCCAGAGUUAUCUUGGCUGGCGAUGGACCAUGUGGAUUACGAUGAUUGCUGCUUAUAGCUUUUCAAUCUUUGCCGUGUUCGUCCUGCCUGAGACUUUCGGACCGACCCUACUCACGGCCAAAGCGGCUCGACUCCGCUUCGAAACAAAGAACUGGGCGUUGCAUAGUAAGAUGGAGGAGGAAAGUGAGACGACGAUAAAGUCAUUUUCGAAGGUAUAUCUCGUGCGCCCAUGGAUUCUCCUUGCAACAGAGCCCAUCAUGAUUCUGGUCACGCUAUACAUGAGCUUCCUUUACGGGCUACUCUUCCUCUUCUUUCAAGGCUUUCCCAUCUCGUUCGUGGAGCAACGCAGCUGGAAGCCUCAGAUCGGGUCUCUCUCCUUCCUGGGUCUGUUCGUCGGGAUCAUCAUCGGGCUGGUGGGCAUGUUCACUUGGUCCGUUACCAUCUUCGCGCGCCAGGUAAAUUCAACCCCGGGUAAAUCUGUACCGGAGCGCCGCCUGCCACCUAUGAUCGUGGGCGCCAUUGGACUGCCCAUUGGAUUGUUCUGGUUCGCGUGGACCAGCAACCCCCAUAUGUCCUGGGGCGCGGAAGUUGUUGCACCGGCGCUGGUGUCGUCGUCAAUGUUUGCCAUUUUCAUCUCUGGCCUGAAAUACAUUGUCGACGUAUACCUGAUUUAUGCGAACAGCGCGAUCUCUGCCAAUACGGUUGUUCGAAGCUGCUUCGGGGCCGGAUUUCCUCUUUUUGCUAAUGCUAUGUACCACAACCUGGGAUUUCCUUGGGCUACUAGUCUUCUGGCGUUUUUGGCUGUCGCUUUGGCCCCCAUGCCAGUUAUUUUCUUAUUGUAUGGACAGAAAAUCCGGAUGUGGUCCCGCUUGUCGGCCAAUAAAACUUGA
Penicillium samsonianum is the source of this 1476-nucleotide messenger RNA. Its product is annotated as MFS transporter. The record is from RefSeq and is a predicted model, not a curated record. Gene Ontology annotation, biological process: transmembrane transport. NCBI's taxonomy places the organism in Eukaryota, Fungi, Ascomycota, Eurotiomycetes, Eurotiales, Aspergillaceae. The transcript is spliced from 3 exons. Bases 1 to 1476 code for a protein of 491 amino acids. Gene Ontology annotation, molecular function: transmembrane transporter activity.